GUUGGAUCCUUGUGCACAAAUAAGUUGAAAAUUUUCAACUUGGAAUCUAACCACCAGUGGGUAAGUCCUUUUCUGUUUUUUUCUAUAGGAUGAAACGCACUGGGCUCUGAAUUUACCUUGUUGUAAUGCACUACGCUUACGAGCGGCGGCUUAGAAACCCGUUAACUGACUUUUUCAUCAUUGUCUGGCUCUUUUUCUGCGUGACGCUCACAAUUUUUCAACAGGAUGGCGGAUCCGGCGGUGCAAGUAAGCACAUUACACGAUGAAAUGGCUACGAGCAUUUCAUCUGUCCGAGAAGUCAUUCAAGAUCUCGCAUCCAAACCGAAUGACACGUCUGAUGGAAUAUCCCUUCUAUCACUGAAGAAUCAUGUCCUGCUCAGUUAUAUGCAGUCUCUACUAUUGCUGUCAUGCCUCUCGCAACCUAGAUCUCCUCCGCAACAGCCAUUCAGUGACCCGGAUCGUGAUACCCGUGGAGACGGACCUGGGGACCUUAGAGGCAGAAUGCGGUACCAAACUGACAAGCUGGUUCGUCUUGCCAAAGACGAUACUGCUGUGGAUGCAACCAAUGAGGGUGAAGAAGAAGGGAAUGAUGGGCCAACUGCUUCGAGCGACGGGAUCUAUCGUCCUCCGCGGUUGGCUCCCACACCUUACAUCCCUACUUCGAAAGACAAAAAUAAGAAGAGGGCACCGAUACCUACGACGCUUAGCGCUCUGCGGGAUGCUGAUCCCACGCUUCCUUAUACCGAAUCCACAUCUGGAUUGGGCUCGACGCCGUCCCUCAAUAACCAGUCGUCCCGUGCGCGGUACCUCAAGCGCCUGACCGAAUUUGAAGAAGAACAGUUCGGACGAGUCAUGCUCAGCAAGAAGGAGGCGCGGAGACGGAGACGGGACGAAGAAGCUCUUGCUAUGGGUGGUGGCCUUAGCGGCGUCGGUGAAGAGGGCAAGGGUCGCGUCCGCCGUGGAGGGAGAGGGUUUGACGAUGAAUUUGCCGAUGUUCUGCGCGAUGUUGACCGUGGGAAUGGACGUGGAGGUGACGGCUACGAUGAGCUCAGGCAGCGAAGUAAACGUGGAUCAGUCCUUGAGAGAAGCAGGGAUGCUAGGAGGGAGUCUCUGCCGAUAGAGGACGAUGCGCCGAUGAAGAAAAGGAAGCGCUCGAGAUUCGAGAUGGAGAGAAAAGCCGUGAAGAAAAGGAAAUAGGUUAUUUUUUGUCGCUUCGCACAGUUUUGAAUAUUUUCAGUUAUAUUGAAGACGAUAAAGUCCUUGCCAGAACCAAUUUUCUUAUUUUUGACAUUGCUUGAAGCUCAAGACAAGAUGUCAAAGCACUCACCGCGCCACUGGAAGGCCUCGAUGCCUAUCUGUUUCCCUCCUUGUUAAUAUAUAACAGAAGAUUGUCUAUUAUUUUACUCGCUUUUCUCACACCCGUCUUUUUUUCGUGAUGUUAGAGACGUCGAGGUCGUUAUGGGCGGUACUCAAGAAAGU
Desarmillaria tabescens is the source of this 1479-nucleotide messenger RNA. RefSeq lists its product as uncharacterized. The record is from RefSeq and is a predicted model, not a curated record. The transcript has 5 exons. Lineage: Eukaryota; Fungi; Basidiomycota; Agaricomycetes; Agaricales; Physalacriaceae. The coding region runs from base 226 to 1197 and encodes 323 amino acids.